GAAUGCCAUAUGGUGUUAUUGUUGCAAUGGGAAUAUUAAAAAAAGCUGCAGCUCUGGUAAAUAAAGAAUAUGGAUUAGAUCCGAAAAUAGCAGAUGCUAUUAGCAAAGCUGCAGAUGACGUUAUAUGUGGGGACCUUUAUAAUGAUCAUUUUCCAUUGGUAAUUUGGCAAACAGGUUCUGGUACACAGACCAAUAUGAACACCAAUGAGGUAAUUUCAAAUCGUGCAAUUGAAAUACUUGGUGGUCAGCUGGGGUCAAAAAAUCCAGUGCAUCCAAAUGAUCAUGUAAACAAAGCUCAAAGUAGUAAUGAUACAUUUCCAACUGCUAUGCACAUAGCAGUUGCUUUGGAAAUUAACAGAGUACUGAUUCCUGGUUUGACACAAUUAUAUAAGGCAUUAGAUGAAAAAUCUAAAGCAUGGAAAGAUAUUAUAAAAAUUGGUAGAACUCAUACUCAGGAUGCUGUUCCCCUGACAUUAGGACAAGAGUUUUCAGGUUAUGCAGCACAAGUUUGUAAUGGCAUUAAAAGGGUAGAAAAUACUCUUCCAAGAUUGUAUGAAUUGGCACUUGGUGGUACUGCAGUAGGUACAGGAUUAAAUACUGCAAAAGGUUUUGGAGAGAAAGCAGCUGCAAAAAUUGCAGAAAUUACUGGUUUACCAUUUGUAACUGCUCCUAAUAAAUUUGAAGUUUUAGCUAGUAAAGAUACUAUGGUUGAAGUGCAUGGGGCAUUUAAUACAGUAGCAGUUUCACUUAUGAAGAUAGCUAAUGAUAUUCGAUUUUUGGGAAGUGGACCUCGUUGUGGUUUGGGAGAAUUAUCUCUUCCAGAAAAUGAACCUGGAAGUUCUAUUAUGCCUGGUAAAGUUAAUCCAACACAGUGUGAAGCAUUGACUAUGGUUUGUUGUCAAGUAAUGGGUAAUCAUGUUGCUGUAACCGUUGGUGGAAGCAAUGGUCAUUUCGAACUCAAUGUAUUUAAGCCUAUGAUAGUUGCAAACACUUUAAGAUCUGCGAGACUAUUAGGUGAUGCCGCCGCAUCAUUUACAAAGAACUGCGUUGUUGGUAUUAAGCCUAAUGUAGACCGCAUUAAGAAACUUUUAAAUGAAAGCUUAAUGCUUGUUACUGCUUUAAAUCCACAUAUUGGUUAUGAUAAGGCUGCUAAAAUUGCAAAGCAAGCUCAUGCAGAGAACCUCACAUUAAGAGAAUCAGCACUGAAGAAUGGUUUAACUGAAGAACAAUUUGAUAAGUGGGUAAAACCAGAAGAUAUGCUUGGUCCUAAAUAAAUUUGAUUCUGCACAAUGAAGCUAAAAAAUGAAAUU
This is a messenger RNA of Eufriesea mexicana, 1310 nucleotides long. Its product is annotated as fumarate hydratase, mitochondrial. The record is from RefSeq and is a predicted model, not a curated record. The coding region runs from base 3 to 1274 and encodes 423 amino acids. Gene Ontology annotation, molecular function: fumarate hydratase activity. NCBI's taxonomy places the organism in Eukaryota, Metazoa, Arthropoda, Insecta, Hymenoptera, Apidae. Gene Ontology annotation, cellular component: mitochondrion. Gene Ontology annotation, biological process: tricarboxylic acid cycle; fumarate metabolic process; malate metabolic process. The transcript is spliced from 6 exons.